AUGGAGGGUACACCACAGGCAAGUGCCAAUGAGAAUCCUGUACCGAAGGAAAGAACACAUCAGAUACGACUGGUACAGUCGAACGGCGCAGUGAACGAGAACGGAGUGUCUGCGACGAGGGAUGAGGGGGAUGUCUCGACCACAACGCUCUCGACGAUCGCAGUUCGAGCUGGAGAUCACGCAUCGAUAGUUGUAGCACUGCUGAAGUCCGUGGGUUUCAUACAACUGCGAAUUGACGAAAUGAAACCUAGUCUUCUUGCUAUUGGAGGAUCAAGUGAAGAAGCAGCAUCGUUGCUUCACAUUCAUGAAGACCUCAUGGCUCGAUUGAAGGACAAAGAGGACCAAGUAACAGCGCUGUUAACGCGAGCGGAAAAUCUGAGCUCUGAAAAGGAAGCCAAGGAAGCUGUAGUCUACGAUGACAUGGCAAAGUGCUUAAAAGAGGCUUGGCAUGGGCUCAACAAGCAACUUUUGCUACGAGGUUAUCUUCUCAGGGAUACGGUGUCUUUCUAUAAGUUGGCAAGACGUCAUGAACAGCUUCUCAACACGGUCUCCGAAGCGUUAAAGAAAAUUAUGGCAAGAGAGAACGGAGUAGACACCGCAUUAGCUGCAAGGAAGAUUGAACAAAACGUCAACGAACUGAUUGAAACCACAGCACAAGCUGUAGAUACUGGUUCAUCCGUGAUCUCUCAAAUUCGGACGCUCGGUCAGCUGAGCGACGAUCCAGAACGAGCUCAGGAAAUCCUCGCAUCUUGUGUGCUUAUUGAGAAAGUGAUGCUCAGAAUUGCUUCGGAAUGGGAGCGAGUAGAAGCGACGUGGAAGUCUGAGAAGUCGAAAAUCGUCAUUAUUGAGAACGUGGAUGAGCUACUUGUCAUUGAGGACUGGCUUUCCCAUGCCGAGCGACGCGUUAAAGCGGUGACUGAAUUGGGUUUUAAACGACUGUUGGAGGAGGGAAACGCGCACAAAGCUCGACUUGUGGCGCUUGGUGCAAGCGGUGCGGCCGACGGGGCUCGAAUUACACAUCUAAAUGGUAGGAUUGAAGAAUUCUUGCAUUAUGUCAAAACGAGGAUGAAUCGAUCGCAUCGGAUCCAAUCGUUCUUCCAAUCGGCUCAAACGAUGCUCUCACAGCUGGCAAUGAUGGAAGCGGAUAUGCGAAAUGCCAACGCGGCCAUGGCAGGCGAGCUCUAUCCGCUGGCACAGCAAAAGGCGAGCUCUGUCACUCACGAGGGUCGUGACAUAUCCGCAAAAGAAGUACUUACCUAUGAGGAACAUGCCCUCGUAAAACUACGAUGUCAAGAGAUAGAGCAUCAACUGAAUAUUCUGCAACAAUUGGCAAAUGAAAGACAACGGGGAACUCAAGUCAGCCAAGAAUUGGCAAGCCUUGAGUCAUGGCAUACCAUGCGGGUCGUUCCUUUCCUGGCAACACAUACCGAUAUGGGUGGUACCCUUAACGAAGCUGUUGAUUUCCUCGAGGCACAUAAGAUGUUUGUGGAUGAGGUUGUGAACCGUGACGCUUCGGUGGUGUCAGCGAUGGCGAAGAGGACGGAAAUGACCGUUGUAGAACAGAACGGCAUGAGGCAAUUCGAGCGUGGCUACGAGAAGCUGAAGGAUGUACUUGAACACCGAAUUCGUAUAGGCAAUAACUUUGUCCAGGUGCACAAGUUUGCUAAAGACCUUGAAUCGUCAUUUGAUGCACUUACUUCACUUCUGGACACUAACAGGGACUUCACCAACGAAAGAGUAGCAGGACAAGUGGACAAUGUCUUCCACAUGAUCGAGGAAACGAUGACACAAGAGAAGCACGACGUUGAAAGAUUUGUUAAUGCGGCUGAAGCGGUAGCAAAAGGCGAUGAAACGCUGAACGUGACGAGAUCGGUUCAAGCGGCCAAAAACAUGAUAAUCGACCAUGAUCAUCGCUACACUUAUCUCAGAGCGAUAUGGAACGAGUGGCAGAUACAUAAGGCUGAGCUGAAAAAGAAGGUGACAAUCAUUGAAGAGAUCGAAAUGUGGCAGGAGGAUACAUGGGAGAUCAUCAGGUUGCUCGAGAAUACUACUGUUACCACCUUACAGGAGAGUGAGGGACUCCACCGUAGAGUGAAAGAGUUGGGACAAACUAUCGAUCAACAAACGGCGAAACUGGAGGAGGCAAAGAUGUUCACCGACAAUGAGGAAUAUAACCGAAGACUUAAACGAGUGCUAGAGAAGCAGGAGCAAAUCAAAGAACGCUUUAAGAAACUUGACAAGAAGGUGGAGGUCAUAUAUGAAACUUUCCUGCAAGAAGAGAGGGAAGAGAGAAUUCGUGCACCUCAAAUCCUCACCGCUCUCAAGGAUGCGCAGGUAGACGAAGGUAGCCGUUUCGAAUUUGUUGCUCGAAUAGAAGGAGAACCGGAACCGAAGAUCACUUGGCUCAAAGAUGGUAUUGACGUCAAAAACAACAUCGACUACCGUCAGGAAUACAUAAACGGCGUGGCUAGUCUAGUCAUUGAGGAAACUUUCAUUGAGGAUACCGCAACGUACACAGUUCGCGCAGAAAAUGCUGGAGGUGUAGCUGAAAGUAGCGCUAAGCUAACUGUCAAGUCACGCUCCGCCGUUUCAAGUCUGGUAGAGGAGGAAAAGCCACGAUUCAUAAAACAGCUAACUAACGUGCAAGUCACGGAAGGUCAAACGGCUCGACUCGACUGCGUCGUAGUUGGUCGUCCGGAGCCAGAAGUGAUAUGGUACAAAGAAGAAAAGACGGUGAAGGAAGACGAAAGGAUCCACUUGGAAUUCGUUGGUGACCACUGCUCUCUCACCAUCAAGGAAACAGAGAUCACCGACACUGGAAUGUAUACCGCUAGGGCAAGGAACAUCCAUGGAGAAGCAAUCAACUUCUGUCAAUUGAAGGUCUCCCCCAGAAAACAGCCGCCACCCACUGCCCCGAAACCAACUCGGCCAACAAUUCAGACAGAAUUGGCUACUUCCACAUACGAGGAGGGAGAUACAGCUAUACUACAGAUCCACACUCAAGGAGAGCCACGACCUCACGUGGAGUGGCGCUUUAACGAGCAACCAAUUACCACGACGGAAACAGUAACAGUAGACGAAAAGGAGGAUGGCUGGCAUCGCCUUAUCAUCUCACCUGUCACGCCUGCUCAUACCGGUGUCUAUACUGCUGUCUCUGUCAACGAAUUCGGUGAAACACGUACAUCAGCUACGCUGUACGUGGAACCAACCACUACCACCAGAACAUCAAUACACGAGGACAUGCUUCAAGAAGACAUCUAUGAAAGAAUGGGACGACCAACAGAGAGGACAGAGGAAGUGGUUCGAGAGGAAUCAACGCAGCAAAUCGACGAGAUUCUCGAGAAAGCACCGGUGCACUCUGUUGACUCUGUUGAACAGCAUGAGGCGACACGUACUGUUACGAGCAAGGAGUAUGCACAGCAAAUCAAUGAAGUUCCGAUACCGGAAGUGCAAAAGGGCACCACUACACGUUUCUCUGAGACGUAUGCUGGACAAAUCAAUGAAGUUCCGAUACCGGAAGUCCAAAAGAGCACCACUACGCGUUUAUCUUCCGAAACUUUCCAUGCAGGACAAAUUAAUGAGGUUCCGAUACCGGAAGUGCAAAAGAGCACCACUACACGUUUCUCUGAGACGUAUGCUGGACAAAUCAAUGAAGUUCCGAUACCGGAAGUCCAAAAGAGCACCACUACGCGUUUAUCUUCCGAAACUUUCCAUGCAGGACAAAUUAAUGAGGUUCCGAUACCGGAAGUCCAAAAGAGCACCACUACACAUUUCUCCGAGACGUAUGCUGGACAAAUCAAUGAAGUUCCGAUACCGGAAGUCCAAAAGAGCACCACUACACGUUUCUCCGAAAAAUAUGCAGGACAAAUCAGUGAAGUUCCGAUACCGGAAGUCCAAAAGAGCACAACUACACGUUUGUCCUCCGAAACUUUCCAUGCAGGACAAAUCAAUGAAGUUCCGAUAGCGGAAGUCCAAAAGAGCACCACUACACGUUUGUCCUCCGAAACUUACCACGCAGGACAAAUCAAUGAAGUUCCGAUACCGGAAGUCCAAAAGAGCACCACUACGCGUUUAUCUUCCGAAACUUUCCAUGCAGGACAAAUUAAUGAGGUUCCGAUACCGGAAGUGCAAAAGAGCACCACUACACGUUUGUCCUCCGAAACUUACCACGCAGGACAAAUCAAUGAAGUUCCGAUACCGGAAGUCCAAAAGAGCACCACUACACGUUUGUCCUCCGAAACUUACCACGCAGGACAAAUCAAUGAAGUUCCGAUACCGGAAGUCCAAAAGAGCACCACUACACGUUUGUCCUCCGAAACUUACCACGCAGGACAAAUCAAUGAAGUUCCGAUACCGGAAGUCCAAAAGAGCACCACUACGCGUUUAUCCUCCGAAACUUACCACGCAGGACAAAUCAAUGAAGUUCCGAUACCGGAUGUCGAAAAGAGCACCACCACGCGUUUAUCUUCCGAAACAUAUCAUGCUGGACAAAUUCACAAGGUUCCGCAGCCGGAGGUAGAAGAGAGCACUACGACAAAAGUGUCAGAAAUUUAUCAUGCCGGGCAAAUUCUGGAAGCUCCACGGCCGGAAGUAGAGAAGACAACUACGACGAAAGUAUCGGAAAUCUAUCACGCUGGCCAAAUUCUGAAAGCUCCUCAGCCGGAGGUGGAGAAGACCACAACAACAAAAGUGUUUGAAGUCUAUCAUGCUGGGCAAAUUCUGGAAGCUCCUCGGCCGGAAAUAGAGAAAACCAGUACGACAAAAGUGUCAGAAGUCUAUCAUGCUGGGCAAAUUCUGGAAGCUCCACAGCCGAAAGUUGAGACAACUACGACCACACACAUCACCACCGAGGCCUAUCAUGCAGGAGCUUAUUACGAAGCACCACAACCAGAAGUGCAGACAACAACAAAAGAAAAGACUGAAAAGAUGUACCAGGCUGCUUACUACGAAUCAUCACCACAACCGGAAGUGCAAAGAACAACAAAAGAAAAGUCUGAGAAGAUGUAUCAAGCUGCCCGCUAUGAAUCAGCACCGCAACCAGAAGUGCAGAGACCAACAAAAACAGAAAAAACCGAAAAGAUGUACCAAGCAAUAAUUCCAGAAACUCCUCGAGCACCCGACGUUGAAAUGGCUACGUUGACUUCGGAGGCUGUCGGGAAGGAACACGUAGCGGCGAUUAAACAAACUCCGAUCCCAGAAGUUCAUAAGUCGACUCUCUCGGAAGCUUUAUCCGUUGAGAAUAUUGCAGCUAUUCGCCAAUCGCCAGCACCUGAAACCCUACGUGCGACGCUUACUCAAGGAGUUUCAUUCGAAAAUAUAGCGGCGGUUCGGCAGCCUUUCACACCUGAAGUCCUAAAAGCUCACCUUUCUCGUGGAAUCUCUGUAGAAAACAUAGGAGCGGUUGGCCAAGUUGCACCCGAGAUCCAUCAUUCGCACCUUUCUCGUGGAGCAUCUGUAGAAGUUGUAGGAGCUGUGCGCCAGCCUCUUACAUACGAAGUCCACCAAGCUCACCUUUCUCGUGGAGUAUCUGUGGAAAACAUAGGAGCGGUUCGGCACGCAGCGGCUCCUGAGAUCCAGAGGAGUCACCUAUCUCGUGGAGCAUCUGUGGAAACUAUAGGAGCAGUUGGACAGGUUGCACCUGAAGUUCAUCAGGCGCACCUUUCUCGCGGAGCAUCGGUGGAAAUCGUAGGAGCGGUUCGUCAUGCGGUCGCACCUGAGGUCUACAAGAGUCAUCUUUCUCGUGGCGUAUCUGUAGAAAAUAUAGGAAUCCAAAGGAGUCACCUUUCCCGUGGAGCAUCUGUAGAAACUAUUGGAGCGGUUGGGCAGGUUGCCCCUGAAAUUCACCACUCGCAUCUUUCGCGUGGAGCAUCUGUAGAAAUCGUUGGAGCGGUUCGACACGCUGUCGCACCUGAGGUCUACAAAAGUCAUCUUUCACGCGGUGUAUCCGUAGAAAAUAUAGGCGCGAUUCGUCAAUCACCCGCUCCCGAGGCUCAUAAGGCUACCGUCACCGCUGGCUCAAACAUUGCAAAUAUAGCGGCGAUACGUCGCACUUCUAUGCCCGACACUCAUCUAGCGAAGAUUACCAGUGCGAUUUCGUUGGAAAAUAUAGCGGCAAUUAGUCGGACACCGAUACCAGAGUCCUACUAUGCUCGACUCACAAAUACACCUUUAGAGAAUGUUGCAGCGAUUCGCCGAACUCCAGCUCCAGAAGCAGGACAUGCCACCAAAAUUCCAGGAUCGGCGGUGGGAAAUAUUGGUACAAUUCGGCAAACUCCAGCUCCAGAGACUGGAUAUGCUAGGACGACUGCGGGAUCAGCGUUAGAAAAUGUUGGCGCGAUUCGCCGAACUCCAGCUCCAGAAGCAGAACGAGCUACCACCAUUCCAGGAUCAGCGGUGGGGAAUAUUGGUACGAUUCGCCACACUCGUGCUCCAGAAACGGGAUAUGCUAGGAAGUCACCAGGAACGGCGGUGGAGAACAUUGGUGCAAUUCGGCAAACUCCAGCUCCGGAGACCGGAUAUGCUAGGACAACAGCAGGAUCAACUGUGGAGAAUAUUGGUGCAAUUCGGCAAACUCCAGCACCGGAAAGGAGACGUGCUACGACCACGUCAGGAACAGCGGUGGAGAACAUUGGUGCAAUUCGAACAACUCCAGCUCCAGAAACAGGAUUUGCAAGGAAGACAUCGGUAUCGGCACUGGAAAAUAUUGGUGCAAUUCGACAAACUCCAGUCCCAGAGACAGGCUCUGCUACUGUAACUAGAUCAGCGUUAGAAAAUAUUGGUGCAAUCCGCAGAACUCCGGCUCCAGAAACAGGACAUGCUACUAAAAUUCCAGGAUCGGCGGUGGAGAAUAUUGGUGCAAUCCGACAAUCCGAACCUGUCCAUCCACAUACUGCAACGAAAACGGACGGAGCAAUGAAAGAAAAUGUUGCUCAAAUCAAUCCAACAACCACUCAACCUGACAAACGAGAGUUCACGAGGUCGUCGUUGUCGAUAGAUAGGAUUGAUGAUAUCGUUGUCCCCGAACGCGCCCCACACACUACAGCAGAGGUUUCGCAAACAGUUACAGCCGAAGGAUUUAUUCGCCACCUUGAUCAAGACUUUACGCCAACUCAAGUCACCACAACGGAGAGGAGUGUUCGAGGUGGAGUCACUAUGGAACAAGGGGAAAGGGUCAGAAGAGAAGCCGAAGCAGUUGUCACCGUCACCGAAAAGACACGAGAACAAGAUGCUGAAGAGCGACGACAACUUGAACAGCUCGAACAGAUGGAGAAAGAAGUUGAAGAACGUUUACGAAGAGGUCCAGAGGUUCAGAAACGAGUUACACAAACUACAAGUGCGGAGGGAUGGGUUCAGCGCGUUGAAGACGACGUAGCUAAGCCUCAAGUAGUGCAGACAACGAAGCGCAUUGAGAAAGAAGUUACUGAAGAUUCUAGAUCCAAGAGGCACAUGGUCACUCCUGGAGAGACCAUCGUUUCGACGACUAAGAAGGACGAAGAGGAGGAAGAGAGGAGGAAAAUUGUCCAGUCACGCAUACCUCAGAGAACAACUAAGGUUACCACUACAACAACCGCUGACGGCUUCGUUCAGCAUUUGCACGAUGAAAUAUCGCGGCCAACCGAAGUUACAACGAAAACUCGAAAAGAAGGAGAGGAUGCACAGUUCAAACGUACCGUAGAGAUGCGAAGAGCAGAACCAACUACAGAGAAGACGACCACCACAACUACUACCUCUCUUGUACAAACAGCCGCAUCACGUCCAUUACAGCCCACAACCAAAACGCAGAAAACCACAGAAGAGCGCGAGGAAAAAGAACGAUACAGGGACAGCUUCAUUGCUGCAUCGGAAGGGGAAGGAUUCUGGACAGAUGGCGCGUAUACAACAUCCCCUAGUCCACCGCCUAUACCUAGCCAUCUCUCAAGGACGUACACAGAACCACAGUUUAUUAAAUCCCUCCACAGGGAGUAUACUGUAGACGAAGAAGGUAGUAUUACCAUUGAAUGCACGCUAGUAGGAAAUCCACGACCGAAAGUUCGAUUCUUCCUUAACGACAGGGAGAUUCGCAAGGAAUCGAAAUUUGUUGAAAUUGUAACUUCUGGUGAUACCUAUUCUAUUGUGAUAAAGAAGGCGCGGCUAGAACAUGCUGGAUACUACAAAGUUGUCGCUGAGAAUGAACGAGGCAAGACUGAGUCAUUAACCAUGCUCCAUGUUCGUCCACUGUCGCUGAUACAACACCAACGAAGGAACGGCUUUACUGCUCCAUCUCAGAAAAUUACCGAGUACAAAACUCCAACUGAACACACCACGGUGACGGAAGAGUUUGCAAUGUUCGAAUACGAGCAACGACGACCUCAGAAACACGAAACGAGCCGGCUUGUGACGCCUCCGCCUGCGAAGAGAUUCCAAGCGCACAGGAAGGAUGAGGAGAUGUUAGAACAGUACGACAUUAACCAACGUCAACCUGCUGGUCAUCCGCCUCACUUCACCCAAACGCUGGUGGCAGCAGUCGCAGCCGAUGGUGAAUCAGCUAGAUUUGAUGGAAUUGUGACCGGCUGGCCAGCACCCACUGUUGAAUGGACUAAGGAUGGGGAGCCCUUCAGCAGAGAUUCUCUUCCAGAUGUUGAAAUUAGCAAUAUCGGAGGAAGGGUUUCGUUGUCCUUCAAGAGCUGUCAUACUGUUCAUAGUGGUAAGUACAUGUGUACUGCCCGUAAUGUCAGCGGAGUGGCAACCAGCAGUGCGCAAUUGGUCGUCCGACCGAGAACCGUUGCUCCAGAUUUUAUCCAGAGAUUGAUCAGCGAAGAAAAGGUUGAAGGUGAGCAACUAAAAUGGACAGUUCGAGUGACCGGCGAUCCGUUACCGAAAGUCACAUGGUUACGCGACGGUAUUGAGAUUCCUGAUUGCGAGGAAGUUCGAAUAAUCGAUGAAGGGAACGGUGUGCAUUCCCUGCUGAUCGUUAGAGUGGAACUUGCUGACAGUGGCCAAUUCACAUGUCUUGCUGAAAACGUAGCGGGAGAGGCUCGUAGCACGGCGGAUCUUGUGGUGAGGCAAUCCGGUAGUCGACCUGGCAGCUACUUCCACAUUACUAAGGUCACUCAGGAGAAACAGACGCAAGGCGAACAACCGAUCCCUGUCAAUCGAAAACGAGGCCUCAGUUGUUGA
Messenger RNA from Necator americanus (New World hookworm), 9156 nucleotides. RefSeq lists its product as uncharacterized. The coding region runs from base 1 to 9156 and encodes 3051 amino acids. NCBI's taxonomy places the organism in Eukaryota, Metazoa, Nematoda, Chromadorea, Rhabditida, Ancylostomatidae. The transcript has 102 exons. Gene Ontology annotation, molecular function: protein kinase activity. The record is from RefSeq and is a predicted model, not a curated record.